UCAAAUCGAGUAGGUAUAUAGAGUAGAGUGAUUUGUUUUGAACGAUUUCGAAAUUUGGUGGAUCUAAUGAUUAUUCCAACCAUAAUUAAAUAACUGGUUACUGUGCUAUCUUAUCAGUCAGUUCACUCCAGACAUUUCAUACCGACUGUUUCUGAUGUUGUGACACUGUUUCAGUAUCAAUUUCGAAAAGAAAUGGCCCUUUCGAAAAGCCAUCGUUUUAUUCUUCCAUCAUUCAAUUGUUUUAGAAAAGAGCAAGUGAUAGUGAGGUUUCUACAUAUAAAAGUUCAGUGUUGUAAAUGUCUUACCCCAGAAACAGUUAAUCCGAAUUAUAAAGGACUCGAAUAUGCUAUAACCGGGCCAAUACUACAGAAAGCAGUUGAACUUGAGAGGGAGAUUCAACAGGGUAAAAAGAAAAAGUUUCAAAAUGUGAUGCGUCUCAAUAUAGGAGAUGCCCAAUCCCUUGGUCAAUCACCCAUAACAUUCCUUCGACAAGUACUUACUUUAGUAGCAUGUCCAAAUUUGAUGACCGAUAAAAGAUUCCCAGAUGAUGUUAAAUUGCGAGCUAAAAAUAUUUUGGACAAAUGCCCUGGUGGAUCGGCUGGUUCAUAUUCUGAUGCUUGUGGAAUGGAAGUAAUAAGAAGACAAAUUGCGAAGUAUAUAGAAAAAAGGGAUAAUGUAUCCAGCCACUGGAGAAAUUGUAUGAUGGGUCAAGGUUAGUGAAU
This is a messenger RNA of Coccinella septempunctata (seven-spotted ladybird), 722 nucleotides long. Its product is annotated as alanine aminotransferase 1-like. Lineage: Eukaryota; Metazoa; Arthropoda; Insecta; Coleoptera; Coccinellidae. The record is from RefSeq and is a predicted model, not a curated record. Gene Ontology annotation, molecular function: L-alanine:2-oxoglutarate transaminase activity. The coding region runs from base 193 to 717 and encodes 174 amino acids. The transcript has 2 exons.